AACUGGCGGAACAGCGGGCACCGAGUCGUCUGGCAUAAUAGGAUCAUCAGGCUGGAUCAGUUCAUCAGGCUGGGUAGAAACAUCCGAGGCACCAGGCUGCACCAUGGAAGGCAGGUUCUCAGAUGGGAGGCUGACCGGUUUGGAUACUGGCAGGAUGGUAUUGGUUGGAAAGAACUUUCGCCUUUUCCUGGUUUUAGUUACCGGAGUACUGUAAGUAAGCGCAGGUUUGUAAAUGGAUGGAGCAGCUGGAGACAGAGAAGAGCUGGAGGAUGGAACAGGGGAGGGAACAGUUGCUACAGAGGGCUUCUUUACAGGGUUAAAGGCAGGAUAGGUGCAGCGAGUGGGAAC
Staurois parvus is the source of this 348-nucleotide messenger RNA. The record is from the annotation of a GenBank genome assembly. Lineage: Eukaryota; Metazoa; Chordata; Amphibia; Anura; Ranidae.